UACUUCACUAACAUAUUGACUGGUUUAGAACAAAUUCAUAUGGUUGUGUAAGAAGGCAAAAGAAUAAAAACAUUCACCGACCAAAUAUUUCGCGAACCAAACUUUCCGUUCAGUCUUAUAAUUCAAUUCAAGGGAACAUCAAGGGAUUCCAAUAAAAGACAUGAGCCAUCGUAAACAAUAAAAUCAAAUGUUCUAUUACGGUUUGGCGCCCAGGGUGGGAAAAAAAAGCAUGUCUGCAUGAAUAGUUGGCUCGUCUCUGGUGUCACACUUGAAAGUGUCAUAAAGAGAUAGGCACACAUCUGCCCACGGAGCAGGCUUUUAGCUAAGCCUUCACUCAACAGCAAACCGCCAUACGGCGCAUGUAGAGAGGGUGUGCCUCUUUUGUUUGAGAAAUUGAACUUAAAAAAAAAAAAGUUAUUGAUCAGUGAUAUUCGCACUGAGAGCAGGGAAGCUGCAGGGCGACGGUGUUAGACCACAUCUGCAUGAUUGCUUUUGGACAAGAGAGAAAUCAGCAAACUAGAGUGCUCCAGCGGUGUGCGUUGCUGGUAACAUCUCAGCCCCUUGAGAGAUUUCAUGGGAAAAAUCCACAGAGGGGAAGGACCGCAGAGGAGAGUUUUUGGCAAGAGAGGAUGCAACUGUUGUGGUCUGGCGUUUUGUGACGAGGACUUCCUCCGCCGUUGGGUCGAGCUUCUUAUCAGCAGUUAGAGGUGACGAACACGCGGGAAUGAGUGUUGGCGUCGGAUGCCGAAGGUCGGAGGUGAAGACGCUGAGCUCAGUGGUUGCCAGGCCUUAACUAUGGUAGUUGAGGUGAGGCCUCAUCCGUCCUCAUCAAUAAAAGAUCCUCUUUUCUCAUCAUGCUGAAAAACCCCGCCGCAUCUGCGCCUUACAUCGUGGUGGAGCUGCUGAUUGCCAUCUUUUCCGUGCUGGGCAAUGUGCUGGUCUGCUGGGCCGUGUUCCUCAACAGCAACCUGCAGAGCAACACCAACUUCUUUGUGGUGUCACUGGCUGUGGCUGAUAUUGCCGUGGGCGUCCUGGCCAUUCCCUUCGCCAUUGUGAUCAGCAUCGGCUUCUGCUCCAACUUCUAUGGGUGCCUCUUCAUCGCCUGCUUCGUGCUCAUUCUCACCCAGAGCUCCAUCUUCAGCCUGCUGGCCAUCGCGAUGGACCGCUACAUUGCAAUCAAGCUCCCGCUCAGGUAUAACAGCCUGGUGACGGGCAAGCGGGCGCAGUGCAUCAUCGCUGUCUGCUGGGUUCUCUCCAUCAUCAUUGGCCUCACCCCCAUGAUGGGCUGGCACAAGUUGUCUGAGAAAGAAAGCAGCGAUUGCCCACCGGGUCUGAUGACGUGCCUCUUCGAGGAGGUGGUGGUCAUGGAUUAUAUGGUGUACUUUAACUUUUUUGCCUGUGUGAUGAUUCCUCUGCUGCUGAUGCUGGCCAUCUACCUGUGUAUCUUUAUGGCAGCUCGUCACCAACUCAAGCUCAUUGAGGUCAAAGCGGUUCACGGGGAAAAGUCACGCUCCACUCUCCAGAAAGAAGUCCAAGCUGCCAAGUCUCUGGCCAUCAUAGUGGGCCUGUUUGCCGUCUGCUGGCUGCCCUUACACAUCAUCAACUGCUUCACGCUUUUCUGUCCCAAGUGCCAGCGCCCGCCGCUCUUCAUCAUGUAUGUGGCCAUCAUCUUGUCGCACGGCAACUCGGUGGUCAACCCCUUCAUCUACGCCUAUCGCAUCCGCGAGUUCCGGCAAACCUUCCGGAAAAUAAUCCACAUCCACAUCCUGGGCCGUCAGGAGUUGCCGGGGAGAAGCGGCAGUAAGCGCUACUCGCUUCACAGCAGCUUCAACGACUCCAUCAGGCUCAAGGCGAACUUUGACCUUUGCACCGAGCAGGGCGGCAGCAGCACGGAAAACUUUGCUCGCCUCUCCCCUGUCGCGGGCGUUCUAUUGGCCGUAUCCCAAACGCCCCUGUCACUUGUUGUGCCAAAUGGUCCCAAAAUGGAUCCCAUCGGACCGACUCAAAUGCCCAUCUGUCAUCAGAGCCAGUAUUUGGUGGGAUCACAAGGCGUGGAGGAAAAUAAGGCACAGAACCAGAGUGCCGCCCGGGCGCAACCACAGUUUAACUGGCAGAACAGGGAAAGCAGCCUGAGUGAGCUCACUCUCGUGUCUUGACACACACAGCAGUUAUCACCACUCCCCUGGUCAAAUUUCUUUUGACAUGCUUGGCUAACCUGAGGGUACAUGCUGCAGAACUCUCGAAACCAGUUAUUUCCCCCCAAUGUGCCGUAAGAGAUCAUCAUCAUCAUCAUUAUGAUCAGGGGUAUCAUGGGAAAUUCACUAAUUUGACUUCAUUGGCCCAAAAAGUAUUUAUUUUCUGUCAAUCUUGUAUCUUUGUUCACUUCAUCCAUGGCAGUGACAUGUGGUGACAGGCAGAACAAUAAAAUAGUCUUCCACUUUUUGACAGAAUGUACCACUGAACAGAAUCCACUUUUUGUAGCAUUCUUUUUUUAGUGCUGUGCAGUGAGUUUUUCCAACAAGGUAUGUGUCUGGGCUCAAUCAAGGUCUGGAAACACACUUCUAAAGCACAGGUCAAACCAAAGGCUCGGAGGCCAGAUCUGGCUUGCCGCUCAUUUUUUUGCGGCCCACUAAAGCAAGUCGAGGUUGCCUUCCGUUGUCCUUUAUUUUUUUUAAAUGGCUGUGCGCUUUUCCUAAAGUCACAAAAUCUCGCCCUACAUUAUCCAUCCAUCCAGCCAUUUUCUAAUCCGUUUAUCCUCACAAGGGCCGCCGGCAUGCUGGAGCCCAUCCCACACCCUGAACUGGUUGCCAGCCAAUCUCAGUCCCUUACAAUUUCUUUAUUUUCAACAGAGCAUUUUCUUCACCAAAUUGCUUCUUUAACAGUCCUUGUAUUCGUAAAUACAGUAUUUACCUACAUGCUACAAUUUUUCAUGACUUCUGGGUACAAAAUGUUUUAACAAUAUUUCUAAUAAUAAUCUGUAGGGAAAAUUGCAUAUGAUUAACAUGCUUGGGUGCCAAGGCAUUUACUGUUUCUCACAGCCAUAGUGGCUCUGUGUGGGAAACCCAAACUAACGUGCUAUGACAGCAUGGCUUCACUAUAAGAGUGCGAGUCAGAGACUGGCCUGUCUGCAGUCCAGACCUGUCUCCCAUUGAAAAUGUGUGGCGUAUUAUGAAGACAAUGGCGACUGUUGAGUAACUGAAGUUCUACAUCAGAGGUUCCAAACUCGUGACCCAUGGGCCAUUUGCAGCUUGCAGGAUGAUAUUUUGUGGCCUCCUACUUAACAUCAAAGUUUAAUAUUAGUGUGCCCCCUGUGUUUUUUUUCUUUUUCGUUGCCCUGGGGUUUUGUGUGUCUUGGUGUGUGUGUUUUUAAUCACUCAUGGGCUCCCAUUGCAAGGGCUCAACUUUUGGCAAAAUGUAAUUCUGAAGUGACGCCAAGUGGAAGGAAAACAUAUCCUGACACUCAAUCCCAGUCAUGUCUUUUUCAAAACCUACCGUAAAGAAAAAAAUUUGGGGACGAGAACAGCCAAUUCCUCGAAAAACUUUUUUUUUUUUGGGGGGGUGGGGGGGGGGUUAGCACAGGGGCACCCCAACAUACCUUAGUUUCACAGAGAAAGUUGCAGUGCUUAAGAAAUCAGAUGCCAUGACUUAAGUAGACUUGCUGAGGCAUAUGCAAAGUACCAAGGAGAUGCAAGGGAGGACUGGGUAACCAAUCAUGUUCAUGUUCUGAACUGUUGAUUGGAUUAGUUGUGGAAUGUCUGAUAUGGCCCAGACACACCCAGACACUAUCUCAAGUGGCGACCUCACAAAAAGUCAGUUGAGUUUGAGACCCCUGUUGUCCAUCAAGCAAGACUGGGAAAGAAUUCCAUCGACAAAGCUUCAACAAUUCAGUGUCUUCAGUUCUAAAAUGCCGCUUGAGUGCUGUUAUUAGGAAAGGUGAUAUAACGUAGCGGUAAACAUGUCCCCGCCACAUUUUUGGGGAAUGUGGUGUUGGCAUCAAAUUUAAAAUGAAUGAAUAUUUGAAAAAACAAACAUACAAAAAAAAAGAUAAUCAGUUUGAACUUUAAAUUUCUCUUCUUUGUAGUGCAAUCAACAGAAUAUGUCAUCAUUGUCCUGUGUUCUGAUUUAUUUACGUUUGACGCAAGCUAACUUCAUUGUAAUUGGGGCUUGUUUUUGGGGUUAUUUCUCAUAUCAAAUUUGGAACUGAUGAGAAAGAUCUGGUUCACUCAUCCUGGGAAAAGCGUAUUGAGUCAGUCAGACUAACUUUGGAGCUCUUUAUUUUCCCAGCGUUACUUUCAGUUCCCCUGUGAAUUCAGGUUAGAGGAGUCAGGGCCUACUUCUGUUUGAAAUGUUCCCCGGGGUGCUCAAGUACUAUUAAACAUUUACCACAGAGACUACCACUUGUCCUCGGUUUCUAUUCGGAGGGGUUGCUCAUAUGGGUAUGUUGCAACAGUUCAAAAUGAGGAGAACAUUUCUGCUUGUUCCUAUGUUCACCAUUCAGAGCUAUUAUACAGUAUAUCACACAAGCUCUUAGAGGAUCAACACAUUUGAUAAACGUACUGUAAAAUGCCACAUGAUUCAAUCUCAAUAAAUCAUGAUCUGU
This is a messenger RNA of Hippocampus comes (tiger tail seahorse), 4600 nucleotides long. It is a transcript of the gene adora2aa, whose product is annotated as adenosine A2a receptor a. The record is from RefSeq and is a predicted model, not a curated record. NCBI's taxonomy places the organism in Eukaryota, Metazoa, Chordata, Actinopteri, Syngnathiformes, Syngnathidae. The transcript has 3 exons. Gene Ontology annotation, molecular function: G protein-coupled adenosine receptor activity. Gene Ontology annotation, cellular component: plasma membrane. Gene Ontology annotation, biological process: adenylate cyclase-activating G protein-coupled receptor signaling pathway; G protein-coupled adenosine receptor signaling pathway. The coding region runs from base 855 to 2156 and encodes 433 amino acids.